Messenger RNA from Ficedula albicollis (Collared flycatcher), 1935 nucleotides. RefSeq names its product hexosaminidase subunit alpha (gene HEXA). Gene Ontology annotation, biological process: carbohydrate metabolic process; glycosaminoglycan metabolic process; ganglioside catabolic process. Gene Ontology annotation, molecular function: beta-N-acetylhexosaminidase activity. The transcript has 9 exons. The record is from RefSeq and is a predicted model, not a curated record. Gene Ontology annotation, cellular component: membrane. NCBI's taxonomy places the organism in Eukaryota, Metazoa, Chordata, Aves, Passeriformes, Muscicapidae. Bases 28 to 1038 code for a protein of 336 amino acids.
CUUGUCCCUGUUCCUUCCCAGGAUGUCAUGGCUUACAACAAGUUCAAUGUGUUUCACUGGCACAUUGUGGAUGACCCAUCCUUCCCCUAUGAGAGCUCCACGUUCCCAGAGCUCAGCAAGCAGGGAGCUUUCAAUGCCAUGACCCACGUGUACACAGCCAGUGACGUUCGCAGUGUGAUUGAGCACGCCCGGCUGCGCGGCAUCAGAGUCAUCGCCGAGUUCGACACCCCUGGCCACACCCUCUCCUGGGGACCAGGUGCUCCAGGCCUCCUGACUCCCUGCUAUAUGGGCAAGGUUCCUUCUGGAGUCUAUGGGCCCAUCAACCCCAUUGUUAACAGCACCUACAAGUUUGUGACCCGUUUGUUCCAAGAGGUCAGCACUGUGUUCCCAGACUUCUUUCUCCACCUUGGUGGCGAUGAGGUAGAUUUCACAUGCUGGCAAUCCAAUCCAGAAAUCCGUGCUUUCAUGAAGGAGAAGGGCUUUGGUGAAGAUUACAAAAAAUUAGAAUCCUUCUACAUCCAGAGGCUUCUGGACAUCGUCUCUUCCCUUGGCAAAGGUUAUAUUGUGUGGCAGGAGGUGUUUGACAACGACGUGAAGCUGAGGCCUGACACCAUCAUCCACGUGUGGAAGGACAACAACCUGCAGUACCUGAAAGAGAUGGCCAAUGUCACCAAGUCUGGCUACCAGGCUCUGCUCUCUGCACCCUGGUACCUCAACCGCAUCUCCUACGGGCAGGACUGGAUAGAAGCCUAUAAAGUGGAGCCCUUGAACUUUGAAGGCAGUGCUGAGCAGAAGGCCCUGGUGAUGGGUGGUGAGGCCUGCAUGUGGGGUGAAUAUGUGGAUGUCACCAACCUGACCCCCAGGCUUUGGCCGAGAGCUGGGGCUGUAGCUGAGAGACUCUGGAGCAAUGCGACUGUCAGGGACGUGGAAGACGCGUACGCCCGGCUGGCCGAGUUCCGCUGCACCCUGCUCAGGCGUGGUGUCCAGGCCCAGCCUCUCUACGUCGGAUACUGUGACCAUGAAUUUGGUGGGGUUUGAAAGGAGAGCCCCACUGCCCUCGGUCUCUGUGCACACAGGAGGAAUAUCCCUCCCUCAAAAAAGGGCAGAGGGAUCCCUUCCCACCCCACCUUCUGCUCUGGUUUCAUUGCAAUCAACGUUUCUUUUGCCUUGGCAUGCACUCGUUGACUCUUUUUCUAUUUUCAUUUCUUUAAAUCUAUAAAUAAAACCCCAAAGAGGAAAAAGGUGCCUAUUCCUGCUCAUCUGGGCCUUGGGACACUGUGCAAGGGUUAGCAGGAGAUGGGUAGGGCGUGCUCCAGAGAUACUGCUCAGCUAGAUAAACUGUGCUUUAGCCUCUGCUGCUGUCCCAGGAUUUCCUUCUGCAGUCAUGUUGUGCUGUAGGGUGCUGUCCUUGUCCCUCCUCUCUCCUCUGAUGAUCAGGCCUGCAAGCUACCACCUCUGCUGCCCUAAAACCUGGCUGCUGCUACCUUCUCUGGCCUCUCCUCAGCAGAUGACACCCUGGAGCCUCUUUGAGGAGCCCUUGCAAAUCUGCUGAGUGGCGCAUGGAUAUUACAAAAUCUCUGCUCAGCUCUUCAGGCUGUCACCUCUGCCUGGGGAUUUGGCCAACUGACCCGUCCUCCUCCUGCUCUGCUAUUCUCAGGGUGAGGAGCUCAGGUCCAGGUCUCCUCCAUCCAGACAGAGAUGUUGGUUUCGAUGGUGUUUUCCUUGGAGAAGAAAACAGUGGUGCUGCUGUCCUGUAGAACUGGGACAGGUCCUUCAAUGGUUGGGAUUUCUGUGCUGGAAACAGCAUUCAGCUGAAAGCAGGGAAUCUCACAAGAAAUCCUGGCUGGCUGGGACUGUUGUAUGUGUGUCUUGGUCUUAAGUGAAUGAGAUGCACUGUUGUGGCUGGAAACCUUUUAUGACUGAACUUUAAAUUAA